This is a messenger RNA of Malaclemys terrapin pileata, 1812 nucleotides long. RefSeq names its product solute carrier family 25 member 23 (gene SLC25A23). The coding region runs from base 202 to 1647 and encodes 481 amino acids. NCBI's taxonomy places the organism in Eukaryota, Metazoa, Chordata, Testudines, Emydidae. The transcript has 10 exons. Gene Ontology annotation, cellular component: mitochondrial inner membrane. Gene Ontology annotation, biological process: transmembrane transport. Gene Ontology annotation, molecular function: ATP transmembrane transporter activity; calcium ion binding. The record is from RefSeq and is a predicted model, not a curated record.
UGCUUUUCCCGGAGCCUGGCAGGCAGGGAUCGCGCUGUCCCAGGCGGGAGCGGAGCCCCGGGGUGCCCGCGGGCCAUGCAGCGCCGGGCCGCGCCGCCCAGCCCCAGCGCCCGGGGAGGGGCCCGGAGCCGCUGAGACCCCAGCGCUGGAGCCUGGCAUGCGGGGUCCCCCCAGCCCCGGGGCUUAGCGGGGGGCACCGCCAUGCGGGGGGCCCGGGAUGGGGGGCCGGCGCCGUGGCGGGCGCUGUGCCAGGACAGCCGGGACCCCGAGCGCCAGAAGCACUGGGCCGAGCUCUUCGACCAGCUGGACACCAACAAGGACGGGCGGGUGGACAUCAACGAGCUGCGGGAGGGCCUGGCGCGGAUGGGCAUGAAUGCCAGCUCCCAAGCUGAACAGGAGAUCCUGCGCGAGGGCGACACGGACCAGGACGGCGAGCUGGACUUCGAGGAGUUCGUGUCUUACCUGCAGGAGCGAGAGCGCAAACUGCGACUCAUGUUCCACAGCCUGGAUCGCAACAACGAUGGCCAGAUCGACGUGUCCGAGAUCCAGCAGACAUUCCACGGCCUCGGAGUCUACAUCUCUCUGCAGCAGGCAGAGAAAAUCCUCCAAAGCAUGGACAAGGACGGCACCAUGACCGUCGACUGGCACGAGUGGAGAGACCACUUCAUCCUCAACCCGCUGGAGAACAUGGAGGAGGUCGUCCACUACUGGAAGCACUCCACGGUCCUGGACAUUGGCGAGUGCCUUACGGUCCCUGACGAAUUCUCCGAGAAGGAGAAGAGGACGGGGAUGUGGUGGAAGCAGCUGCUCGCGGGCGCCAUGGCUGGGGCCGUCUCCAGAACGGGAACCGCCCCGCUGGACCGGCUUAAAGUUUUCAUGCAGGUUCACGCCUCCAAGACCAACAACAUGAACGUGUUUGGGGGGCUGAAGGGCAUGAUCCAGGAGGGGGGCGUCCGCUCGCUCUGGCGCGGCAACGGCAUCAAUGUGCUGAAGAUCGCACCUGAGUCUGCCAUCAAGUUCAUGGCCUAUGAGCAGAUCAAGCGGGCGAUUCGUGGGCAGCAGGAGACGCUGCGGGUGCAAGAAAGAUUUGUGGCCGGCUCGCUGGCCGGUGCCACUGCUCAGACAAUCAUCUACCCCAUGGAGGUGCUGAAGACCCGGCUGACCCUGCGGAAGACGGGUCAGUACUCGGGGGUGGCCGACUGCGCUAAGAAGAUCCUGCAGAAGGAGGGAAUCCGGGCCUUUUACAAGGGCUACCUGCCCAACGUGCUGGGCAUCAUCCCCUACGCCGGCAUCGACCUGGCUAUCUAUGAGACGCUGAAGAACAUGUGGCUUCAGAAAUACAGCAGGAACACAGCGGACCCCGGCAUCCUGGUGCUCCUGGCCUGCGGGACGAUGUCCAGCACCUGCGGGCAGAUCGCCAGCUACCCCCUCGCCUUGGUGAGGACCCGGAUGCAAGCCCAAGCCUCCAUCGAGGGCGCCCCGCAGCCAACCAUGCUGGGCCUCUUCAAGCACAUCCUGUCGCGGGAGGGGGUGCUGGGCCUGUACCGGGGCAUCGCCCCCAACUUCAUGAAAGUGAUCCCGGCCGUCAGCAUCAGCUACGUCGUCUACGAGAACAUGAAGCAGGUGCUGGGUGUGACGUCCAGAUGAACCCGCCGGGGCCCAGAUGCCCCUGCCCCACCGCUUGCCCCCCGCCCCCUCGCUGCGCUUUGGAGGCUGAUGGAGCAGGAUCGGGGUCGGGGUGGGGGGCGGCUCUGGAUCCAGGAGCGUUAAGAGGGACGCUGAGAGAUCUCAGCUGGACCCCCCCACACAUGC